AUGGCUUCUUGUGUCCAUACCUCCAUCGGUGAUUCAGACGGACUCACAACCAAGAUGUAUAAGUUGGCGGUGAUGGGCACCUGUUCUGUGGGCAAGAGUGCACUGAUCAUGCAGUUUAGUAGGAAUCAUUUUGUGACGGAGUAUGACCCCACGACCCAAGAUUUCUAUAGUAAGGAUACAAUGGUGGACGAAGAGCAGUGUCAGCUGGACAUCAUGGAUACCACAGGCAAUGGAGCAUUUUAUUAUCUGAGGGAUGAGUCCAUAAGCUGGGGAGAGGGAUUCCUCUUGGUCUAUGCAGUGAAUGACCUCUACUCUUUUGAGAAUGUGAAUUUCUUCUGGGACAUUCUGCAGUGGCUCAAGGGCACCGACCGCGUACCCGUGGUGUUGGUGGCAAACAAAGUAGACGUGACCAACAGGCUGGUGGACCCCACAAUGGGCCAGGAGGUGGCCAGGAGCUUCGGGUUCCCUUAUGUGGAGACCUCAGCCAAGACUGGACAAGGUGUGGAGCAAGCCUUCCAUGAGCUGGUUCGAGAAAUUCAGAGGAAGCGAGCUGAGGAGUAA
Molecule: messenger RNA, 561 nt
Organism: Antechinus flavipes (yellow-footed antechinus)
Lineage: Eukaryota; Metazoa; Chordata; Mammalia; Dasyuromorphia; Dasyuridae
Product: ras-like protein
Exons: 1
Coding region: 1-561 (186 amino acids)
Biological process (GO): Ras protein signal transduction
Cellular component (GO): plasma membrane
Molecular function (GO): GTP binding; GDP binding; GTPase activity
Source: RefSeq, a predicted model, not a curated record